CAGUUAUUUUGUAGGUUAUGUUGACAAACACCUUGAAUUAAUGCAUUGGUUCAUUAUUUUAUAUAUAUAUUAAUAUUUAAAACUGUAAUAAAAUAAUAAUAAUCGAAAGCAGAGCGAACAAAUAUACCGAGAGGAAGAGGCUGAAUUAAUAGAAAUAUCAAAAUGGAUGCUGAUUUGUAUGAUGAAUUUGGAAACUAUAUUGGUCCUGAUCUGGCAUCAGAGAGCGAGGAUGAAAAUGAAUAUGGCAAUGUUGGUGAUGACGCCGACGACAGAGAACGGUCCGAUGAGGAAAUGGAGGAAGACAAGGAUGAGUCACGUGAACAAGUGGAGCAAGGAUCUUCUAUGGCAGUUGUAUUACACGAAGAUAAACGAUAUUAUCCAAGUGCAUUAGAGGUGUACGGUCCUGAGGUAGAAACACUUGUGCAAGAAGAAGAUGCUCAGCCACUAGAUAAACCACUGAUAGCACCUACUAGAAAACCAAAGUUUCAAAUAAAGCAGCAACAGUUGCCUGAAACGACAUAUAGUAUUGAAUUCUUAGCAGAUAUAAUGGAUGCUCCGCAUCUAAUUAGAAAUAUAGUUUUGCUAGGACAUCUUCAUCAUGGCAAAACUACCUUGGUUGAUUGUUUGGUGCAACAAACGCAUCCUUAUAUACACAGUAUAACCGACGAGAAACCAUUGAGGUAUACGGAUACAUUGUUCACCGAGCAACAGAGAGGUGUUUCUACGAAAGCAACUCCCGUUACUCUUCUGCUACAAGAUGUCAAAUCCAAGUCCUAUCUCUUGAACGUAUUUGAUACACCAGGCCACGUGAAUUUUUCCGACGAGGCGACAGCUGCGAUCCGUUUGUCAGACGGCGCUGUACUGAUCGUCGAUGCGGCGGAAGGUGUGAUGCUAAACACCGAACGUCUACUGAAGCACGCGCUUCAAGAGAAGCUCGCUCUGACAGUCUGCAUAAACAAGAUAGAUCGUUUGGUAUUAGAGUUGAAACUGCCGCCAUUGGAUGCCUAUUACAAACUGCGUCACAUUAUCGAGGAGAUCAACGGAUUGAUAGCAUUAUACUCUUCGGAUGUCGAGAAUCCCGCUUUCGUUUCGCCUGCUGUCGGAAACGUGUGCUUUGCCAGUUCCGAAUACAGUGUAUGCUUCACUCUGAAAUCGUUCGCCGCGCUCUAUGCCAGGAAUUAUCCCGGACUCAACCCCAACGAGUUCGCCAAGCGACUCUGGGGUGAUAUUUAUUUUAAUCCUAAAACGCGGAAAUUCACCAAGAAACCUCCGCAUAAUACAGCGCAGCGAAGCUUCAUCGAGUUCAUCUUGGAGCCUCUUUAUAAGAUAUUUGCGCAAGUCGUCGGCGAUGUCGACACGACGUUACCAAAUGUUUUGGACGAACUCGGCAUACGAUUGACAUCCGAAGAAAUGAAGAUGAAUAUACGACCGCUGCUAAGACUUGUCUGUACGCGCUUCUUAGGAGAUAUGUGCGGAUUAGUCGAUAUGUGUGUCGCUCACGUACCUAGUCCGCAAGCGCACGCACCUAAUAAAGUACAACAUGUCUAUACUGGUCCGAUUGACUCGCCGCUCGCGCAGGAUAUGGUUAAUUGUGAUCCAGAUGGAAGAUUAAUGAUUCACAGCACAAAGAUGUAUCCAACCGAGGAUUGCACCCUGUUUGUAGUGCUUGGCAGAGUAAUGUCCGGCACACUGGAAGCGGGACAACGCGUUCGAGUAUUAGGCGAAGCAUAUUCACGCACGGAUGAGGAGGAUUCACGCGUUCUCACAGUGGGUAGAUUAUGGAUCAGCGAAGCGCGUUACUCGAUCGAACUGACUCGGGUGCCCGCAGGCAAUUGGGUUCUCAUCGAAGGUAUCGAUCGGCCGAUUGUGAAAACUAGUACCAUUACGGAUCUCAAUAGUUCAGAAGACUUGCACAUCUUUCGGCCACUCAAAUUCAACACGCAGAGUGUCAUCAAGAUCGCUGUCGAGCCGGUCAAUCCGUCCGAAUUGCCCAAGAUGUUAGAUGGUUUACGAAAAGUAAACAAGAGCUAUCCGCUGUUGGGCACGCGCGUGGAGGAAAGCGGCGAGCACGUUGUCCUGGGAACUGGCGAACUCUACCUCGACUGCGCGAUGCACGAUCUCCGUCGCAUGUAUUCUGAGAUUGAUAUAAAAGUGGCCGAUCCGGUGGUCGCUUUCGCGGAAACAGUAGUGGAAACCAGUUCCCUCAAAUGUUUCGCUGAAACGCCGAAUAAACGGAAUAAAUUGACAAUGAUAGCGGAACCACUGGAGAGAGGUCUUGCCGAGGAUAUAGAGGCCGAACAUGUCCGUAUCACGUGGAACAAAAAGAGACUAGGAGAAUUUUUUCAAACAAAAUACGAUUGGGAUUUAUUGGCAGCGCGUAGCAUAUGGGCAUUUGGUCCUGACUCUACUGGGCCUAAUAUCCUAGUGGACGAUACUUUACCUUCCGAAGUAGAUAAAACACUAUUAAACAGUGCACGCGAUGCUAUCAUUCAGGGCUUUCAGUGGGGAACUCGCGAAGGACCAUUGUGCGAAGAGCCGAUCCGAAAUGUCAAAUUCAAGAUCCUUGAUGCUGUCAUCGCACAGGAGCCACUGCAUCGAGGAGGUGGUCAAAUCAUUCCUACCGCUCGACGCGUCGCAUAUUCCGCUUUUCUGAUGGCGACACCGCGUUUAAUGGAACCUUACCUGUUCGUCGAAGUGCAAGCUCCCGCGGACUGCGUGUCCGCUGUUUACACAGUCCUGGCCAAGCGGCGAGGUCACGUAACGCAAGACGCCCCGGUGCCGGGUAGUCCGUUGUACACGAUCAAAGCCUUCAUACCAGCCAUCGACAGUUUUGGUUUUGAGACGGAUUUACGGACGCAUACCCAAGGUCAAGCGUUUUGCCUUUCCGUCUUUCACCAUUGGCAAAUCGUUCCCGGUGAUCCUCUGGACAAAAGCAUAACUAUCAGACCGCUGGAGCCGCAACCGGCUACCCAUCUGGCUAGAGAGUUCAUGCUGAAGACGCGAAGACGCAAGGGUCUGUCCGAAGAUGUUUCCAUCAACAAGUUCUUCGACGAUCCUAUGUUGCUGGAGUUGGCUCGGCAGGAUGUACUGUUGAAUUAUCCCCUUUAAUUUAAUAAAUAUAUACCACACGAAUUGUGAUGUAAUAUAUUGCCAAGCAUUAAAUUUUCAUAUAAAGAGAAACAUGCAUCCUGUACGAUUUCUUAAACUGCGCAUGAUUAAUUCUGUAUUCUUCUUUCUAUCGAGAUAUUUCUCUAACGAAUCUAAAAGACUUAUUGCAGAUAUAAUUCUUCAAGGAUAACCCUAGAGUGAAAGAUACUCGUCAAUUGUUUUCAGAAAUCAAAACUUUAGAAACUCGUUCUUAAAGAUUUUAUUAGAUUAUAUUUUAAUUACGAUUGUAAUAGAAUUGACAUGUAAUAUCCCGAUAUGUAAUAUGUCUAUAUUAUUUUAUCCAUCGAUGAAAUAGAUGAAUACUUUCCAUGUAAUAAUAAUAAGUGUAUAUAAAAUAGGAAAUAAAUCUUUUUCUAUUGUACAACACAUAGGUCCUGAAAAAUAAAUAAAUUUGGUAAUAACGAAAUAUAAUUAUAUAAUUAGAUAUAGUGAUCGUACAUAUAUACUAUUGAUAUAUUUAUUUUAUCUUUUUUGGUCUUAUUCCGAUGAUUUAUAUUCGAUGAUUUAUAUGAUAUUUUUUCCGGAAAAUAAAUCAACCUGCAGUUUCA
Molecule: messenger RNA, 3716 nt
Organism: Formica exsecta
Lineage: Eukaryota; Metazoa; Arthropoda; Insecta; Hymenoptera; Formicidae
Product: 116 kDa U5 small nuclear ribonucleoprotein component
Exons: 8
Coding region: 163-3108 (981 amino acids)
Biological process (GO): mRNA splicing, via spliceosome
Cellular component (GO): U4/U6 x U5 tri-snRNP complex; U2-type catalytic step 2 spliceosome; cytosol
Molecular function (GO): GTP binding; U5 snRNA binding; translation elongation factor activity
Source: RefSeq, a predicted model, not a curated record